UCGUGCCCUAGGAAGACUGAGGCGCCCCCCGAGUCAUGGCCCGCUCGGCCUGCGGGUUCUCGGUCGCACUGCUGGGAGCCCUGCUGCUGGGCGCAGCGCGCCUGCUUCGCGGGACAGAAGCGUCUGAGAUUGUUCUGCCCCACGGAAGUGGCGUUACAGUGCACGUGAAGCGGGUGAGCCCAACCCUUCCCGUGAAGCCCUGCUCCAUCAUCAUGUCUAAACAGUAUAUGACUGAGUUGAUUAUCAAACCUGGAGAAAGAAAGUCUUUUACCUUUAGCUGCAGCAAUCCGGAGAAGCACUUUGUCUUGAAGAUUGAGAAGAAUAUUGACUGCAUGUCAGGCCCAUGUCCUUUCGGGGAGGUUCGUCUUCAGCCGUCCACAUCAGAACUGCCCAUCCUCAACAGAACCUUCAUCUGGGACGUCAGAGCUCAUAAGAGCAUUGGCCUGGAGCUGCAGUUCGCAACCCCUCGACUGAGGCAGAUUGGGCCAGGCGAGAGCUGUGCGGAUGGGGUGACCCACUCCAUCAGUGGCCAUAUAGAUGCCACUGAGGUCAGGAUUGGGACCUUCUGCAGUAAUGGCACCGUGUCCCGGAUCAAGAUGCAAGAGGGUGUGAAGAUGGCUUUACACCUGCCUUGGUUCCACCCCAGAAACAUCUCAGGCUUCAGCAUUGCAAAUCGAUCCUCUAUCAAACGCCUGUGCAUCAUUGAGUCAGUAUUUGAGGGCGAAGGCUCAGCAACCCUGAUGUCAGCCAACUACCCAGAAGGCUUCCCUGAAGAUGAGCUGAUGACCUGGCAGUUUGUUGUCCCUGCACACCUAAGGGCCAGCGUCUCCUUCCUUAACUUCAACGUCUCCAACUGUGAGAGGAAGGAGGAGCGCGUUGAAUAUUAUAUCCCAGGAUCCACCACCAACCCGGAGGUGUUCAGGCUGGAGGACACGCAGCCAGGAAACAUGGCUGGGAACUUCAACCUCUCCCUGCAAGGCUGUGACCAGGAUGCUCAAAACCCAGGAAUCCUUCGGCUCCAGUUUCAGGUCCUGGUCCAACGUCCACAGAAUGAAAGCAAUAAAACCUACAUGGUGGACCUGAGUCAAGAGCGAACCAUGUCGCUCACCAUAGAGCCACGGCCAGUCAAACAUGGCCGCAGGUUUGUUCCUGGGUGCUUCGUGUGUCUAGAGUCUCGGACUUGUAGUACCAAUGUCACCCUGACAGCUGGCUCCAAAUACAAGAUUUCCUUCCUGUGCGAUGACUUGACACGCCUGUGGGUGAAUGUGGAGAAAACCCUAAGCUGUCUGGAGUACCGCUACUGCUACAGGCCUUUCAACCUGCAGGUGCCUAAGGAUAUCCUCCAGCUGCCUGUGCAGCUCCAUGACUUCUCCUGGAAGCUACUGGUGCCCAAGGACAGACUCAGCCUCAUGCUGGUGCCAGGCCAGAAGCUGCAGCAGCAUACACGAGAGAGGCCUUGUAAUGCCAGCUUCAGCUACCACGUGGCCAGCAUCCCCCCUGGCCAGGACCUGUACUUUGGUUCCUUCUGCCCAGGAGGCUCCAUCGAGAAGAUCCAAGUGAAGCAAAAUAGCUCGGUGACACUGCGAACAUAUGCUCCCAGCUUCCAACAAGACAUCUCCAAGCAAAGCCUGACAGUGUCCCUCAUACCUUAUUUCAAAGAAGAAGGCAUCUUCACGGUGACCCCAGACACAAAAAACAAGGUCUACCUGAGAUCACCCAACUGGGACCGUGGCCUGCCUGCUCUCUCCUCGGUGUCUUGGAAUAUCAGCGUUCCUAGCAACCAAGUGGCGUGUCUGACCUUCUUCAAAGAGCGUUCUAGCUUGGCCUGCCAGUCAGGGCGUGCAUUCAUGAUCAUCCAGGAGCAGCAGACCCGGGCAGAGGAGAUCUUCAGCCUGGAGGAGGAAGUCCCGCCUAAGCCAAGCUUCCACCAUCACAGCUUCUGGGUUAACAUCUCCAAUUGCAGCCCUAUGAAUGGCAAGCAGCUAGAUUUGCUCUUCUGGGUGACUCUUACCCCGAAGACUGUGGAUUUGGCUGUCAUCAUUGGUGCAGCAGGAGGCGGGGCUCUGCUGCUGUUUGCUCUGGGACUCAUCAUCUGCUUUGUGAAAAAGAAGAAGAAGGUGGACAAGGGUCCUGCUGUGGGUAUCUAUAAUGGCAAUGUCAAUACCCAGGUGCCCCAGACCAAAAGGUUCCAGAAAAAACGAAAGGACAAUGAUUCCCAUGUGUAUGCUGUCAUUGACGACACCAUGGUAUACGGGCACUUGCUGCAGGACUUGGGUGGAUCCUUCAGCCAACCAGAAGUGGACACCUACCGGCCCUUCCAGGGCCCCAUGGGAGACUGCCCUCCCACCCCACCUCCUAUAUUCUCCAGGACCCCAACUGCAAAGUUCACUGCAGAUGAGCUGGCUCCUAGUAGUCCUCCUGAGCCUGAGAGUGAACCCUACACCUUCUCACACCCCAACAAGGGGGAAGUCGGUGUCAGGGAGACUGGUAUCCCUUUACUCAACAUCCAGGGACCAGUGGAGACUGAAGAGUAAUUUGGCCCCAUUCCAAAGACUUUGCUGAGGUGCAUGGCACCAGGCCUUGAGACAUGCAGGACUGACCCAACCAGAAGUCAGAGGGAAGUGCAAUCAGCUAGAAGGAAGAGUAGCUUUUGCCAGGUGCCAUCAGUCUUGAUCUUCUGGUGGACUGCUUCUGGUGAUGAGCAAAUCAUGGCUUCUGAUGGGGAUGCUAUCCAAAAGCUCAGGCCUUCCUGAACUCAGGUUGUGUUGGGGCUGGCCACAGGGACAGAAGAGAGACACGAUCCACACAGACAGGAUCACAGAGAGCCCUGGAUUCCCAGUGAUAAGCAGAGACUUAGCUGAUCCCCCAGGAGGUCCACUUGAGGUCUCUGCUCUCACUGGAGUCCCAUGGAUGAGAAUGACAAUGUGCUUUUUUAUUAGUA
Messenger RNA from Grammomys surdaster, 2941 nucleotides. RefSeq names its product CUB domain containing protein 1 (gene Cdcp1). The record is from RefSeq and is a predicted model, not a curated record. The transcript has 9 exons. NCBI's taxonomy places the organism in Eukaryota, Metazoa, Chordata, Mammalia, Rodentia, Muridae. The coding region runs from base 36 to 2534 and encodes 832 amino acids.